Messenger RNA from Saccostrea echinata, 477 nucleotides. RefSeq lists its product as uncharacterized. NCBI's taxonomy places the organism in Eukaryota, Metazoa, Mollusca, Bivalvia, Ostreida, Ostreidae. The transcript has a single exon. The coding region runs from base 1 to 477 and encodes 158 amino acids. The record is from RefSeq and is a predicted model, not a curated record.
AUGCCAGUAACUUUUAAAGAACUUCUAGGGGUGGAUGCCAGUUUUGUCAGGAUUCAUAGGAAUGGGGCACGCCCACAAUACAAUUCUGACCGACCUGUAUCCAUUACUGCAAAGCUGACCGACCGUAGUAAAAUCAACACAAUUCUUAAUGCCCAAAAGCUAAAGAAAAUUGCCAAACAACCAUUACCCUUCUUUAUUACCACACAACAACCUGCAUCCAUUGUAUCCGCUCGAAACAGGGUGUAUGAUACAGCAGAGUCUUUGCGCAGCCAAAACAUCACUGUUAAGAUUCAAAAGAAUCAGAUCAUUUUGCCCAAUGGCUCCAGUUAUAAAGAUGACGUACCAUUUCUAUCAAAUGCGGACGCCUUAUUGGUAACGCCUGAAGAGACGGAACAUCCAGACUCAGUUGAAACAAAACAAAUCGGGCCCAAUCAAAAAGGACGGCUCGGAAUUUAUGGCUUUCGGUGCUCGAGAUAA